Girardinichthys multiradiatus is the source of this 1744-nucleotide messenger RNA. Its product is annotated as acyl-CoA Delta-4 desaturase-like. Gene Ontology annotation, cellular component: membrane. Bases 211 to 1548 code for a protein of 445 amino acids. The transcript is spliced from 13 exons. Gene Ontology annotation, molecular function: oxidoreductase activity, acting on paired donors, with oxidation of a pair of donors resulting in the reduction of molecular oxygen to two molecules of water. The record is from RefSeq and is a predicted model, not a curated record. Lineage: Eukaryota; Metazoa; Chordata; Actinopteri; Cyprinodontiformes; Goodeidae. Gene Ontology annotation, biological process: lipid metabolic process.
GGUGUGCGGGGUGAGAGGGAACAGGGCCUAUCAGGAAGGGCUGCCAACUUGGUCGGGUUUUAUGGUCGCCUUCUUGCUUUUAUAAGGCAGUUUAACGGAGCUGGGGUUGAAAGGCUCUCUACAUGUGACUGAAGGCCGAGGAGAAGCAGUCUGGAUGCUACUGGUCCUCUUGUGAGCAGGUGAAUCCAGACAGGGGCAGCAGCAGAGAAGAUGGGAGGUGGAGGACAGCAGACUGAGCCAGCAGAGCCAGGUAGCGGGAAGGCUGCAGGUGUUUAUACCUGGGAGGAGGUGCAGAAGCACCGCAGCCGGAACGACCAGUGGCUGGUGGUCAACCGACAGGUUUAUAACAUCAGCCAAUGGGUCAAACGACAUCCAGGAGGGUCCCGAGUAAUCGGGCAUUAUGCUGGAGAGGAUGCAACGGAAGUUUUUGCAGCCUUUCAUCCUGAUCAAAAGUUUGUGCAGAAGUUUCUGAAGCCUCUGCUGAUUGGAGAGUUGGUGGCGACAGAGCCAAAUCAGGAUGCAAAUAAAAAUGCAGAAAUCAUUCAGGAUUUUGGUCAUUUACGAGAACAGACAGAGAAUAGAGGCCUUUUUCAAGCUCAGCCUUUAUUCUUCUGCCUCCAUCUGGGUCACAUCUUGGUGCUGGAGGCCGUCGCCUGGCUGAUGGUCUCGUACUGGGGCACGAGUUGGACUAUGACUUUACUGUGUUCAGUACUGCUUGCAACCGCUCAGUCCCAGGCUGGAUGGCUGCAGCAUGACUUUGGUCACCUUUCUGUCUUCAAGAAGUCAAAAUGGAAUCACUUGGUCCACAAGUUUAUCAUUGGACAUCUGAAGGGAGCUUCAGCCAACUGGUGGAACCAUCGACAUUUCCAGCAUCACGCCAAGCCGAACGUCUUCAAGAAGGAUCCUGACAUCAACAUGAUGGAUAUCUUUGUGCUUGGGAACACUCAGCCAGUGGAGUACGGCAUUAAAAAGAUCAAAAACUACCCCUAUAACUACCAACACCAGUACUUCUUUCUCGUGGCACCACCACUGCUUAUUCCAGUUUUCUACAACUACAAUAUAAUGAAGACCAUGAUUACUCGACGUGACUGGGUGGAUCUGGCCUGGGCUUCCACAUAUUACAUUCGUUACUUCUACUGUUAUGUACCACUGUAUGGUGUGUUUGGCUCACUGGCACUCAUGAUGUUCGUCAGGUUUUUAGAAAGUCACUGGUUUGUGUGGGUGACUCAAAUGAGCCACUUGCCAAUGGAGAUCGAUCACGAGAGGCGCCAAGACUGGCUGACCAUGCAGUUACAAGCCACGUGUAACAUUGAGCAGUCCUUCUUCAAUGAUUGGUUCAGUGGACACCUCAACUUUCAAAUCGAACACCACCUGUUUCCCAGGAUGCCACGCCACAACUACCAGCUGGUGGCCCCGCGGGUCCGCCAGCUGUGUGAGAAACACGGGAUUGCUUAUGAGACAAAAACUUUGUGGCGAGGAAUGGUUGACGUGUUCAGGUCGCUGAAAACUUCAGGGGAACUUUGGCUUGAUGCAUAUCUCCAUAAAUGAUAAACUGGGAUGUUCACAUCUGUCAUACAACAUGAAAAUCUGAUAAAUGAUACUGGAGUUAUGUUUUUCAGUGUUUACGGUAAAAGACUGUCCUAAUCUUUAAUGAGCGCUAGAUUUCUUAGUAUCAACUAUAGUAUGAUGUUUUAGGUGAAAUUGUGAAAUGUGACUGACUCAAUAAAGAUUUUCAACAAUAAAA